AUGGAGACGGUGCUGCUGGAGCACUUCCCCGGGGGGCUGGACUCCUUCUCCUCGCCCCCCUACUUCGACGAGGAGGACUUCUUCCCCGAGGCGCCCCCGCGGGACCCGCUGGCCGCCGACGGGCUGCUGGAGCCGGACGUGGACUUCCUCAGCCGGCAGCUGCAGGAGUACUACCGCGACGGCGGCGACCCCGAGGGCGGUUACCGCUGCCCGGCGCCGGCCGCCACCUUCCCGCCGUCGCCCGCCUCGCCCGGUUUCGCCUACGAGUGCUGCGGGGCGGCGGGCGCGGCGCUGCUCUCCCCCGGGGGGCGGCUCCAGGCGCUGGGCUCGGCCAAGCGGCGGCGGCGGGUGCGCUCCGAGGCGGAGCUGCAGCAGCUCCGGCAGGCCGCCAACGUGCGGGAGCGGCGGCGGAUGCAGUCCAUCAACGACGCCUUCGAGGGGCUGCGCUCGCACAUCCCCACCCUGCCCUACGAGAAGCGGCUCUCCAAGGUGGACACGCUGCGCCUGGCCAUCGGCUACAUCAACUUCCUCAGCGAGCUGGUGCAGUCCGACCUGCCGCUGCGCAACGCCAGCAGCGACAGCCCCAGCCAGCCCAAGAAAAUCAUCAUCUGCCACCGCGGCACAAGAUCUCCCUCCCCGAGCGACCCCGACUACGGACUCCCCCCUCUGGCCGGUCACUCGCUCUCGUGGACUGAUGAAAAGCAACUCAAGGAACAAAACAUCAUCCGGACAGCCAAAGUGUGGACCCCCGAGGACCCGCGGAAGGUGAACAACAAACCCUCCCUCAACGACAUCGAGAACGAGCCCCCCUUCGACUUCGUGGCGUGAGGCCCCCGGCCCGCCCUGUACAUGCUGUAUGUAGAGACCUAUAUUGUAAAUGUAAUUUAAGAUUCACACUCUAAGGGCAAU
This is a messenger RNA of Harpia harpyja (harpy eagle), 909 nucleotides long. RefSeq names its product pancreas associated transcription factor 1a (gene PTF1A). Gene Ontology annotation, biological process: regulation of transcription by RNA polymerase II; developmental process. Bases 1 to 828 code for a protein of 275 amino acids. The transcript is spliced from 2 exons. Lineage: Eukaryota; Metazoa; Chordata; Aves; Accipitriformes; Accipitridae. The record is from RefSeq and is a predicted model, not a curated record. Gene Ontology annotation, molecular function: DNA-binding transcription factor activity, RNA polymerase II-specific; RNA polymerase II transcription regulatory region sequence-specific DNA binding; protein dimerization activity.